CUAACCUUCGCACCCGGAUCCGAACGCAUUAUCAAAUCAUUACGUCCCUUUCUCCACUAUUUCCCCCAAUUAAAAGAGUAAAUCAUUUUUUUUAAUUUUUUUUGUUCAGCUCUACUCCUUCAAUUUCUACCUCAAUUGUCGCCCAAUUCUUCUCUUUUCCUUUGCCCAAAGUUCCCAACCUCCUUUUCACCUGACCAAUAUAGCAGCUGGAAAUUUUCCUCUUCUCUCUUCCCAAAUUCCGCCCCAAAACCUCCAAAUUCUAGGGUUUUCAUUUUCAAUCAUCUGUUGAACUUUGGAUCAGUGUUUCAUUUUAUUUCCCUUUUAGAGGUUCCGAUUGUUGGGUUUGUGGGGAAUUUUGGGGGAUUAUUAGAAAUAUAUAAGAGAAAGAGAUGAGUUUUCAAGAUCUUGAAUCGGGUCGGUCGUUGGGGCCCCGACGGGGAUAUAUGAAUGGAAAGCAAGACCCGACUCAAGCUGUGGCGUCUGGAAUCUUCCAGAUUAAUACUGCUGUUUCAACGUUUCAAAGGCUGGUCAAUACACUCGGAACACCCAAAGAUACCCCCGAGCUACGUGAGAAAUUGCACAAGACGAGGGUACAUAUUGGUCAAUUAGUGAAAGAUACAUCUGCAAAACUUAAGCAAGCCAGUGAAACAGAUCAUCGUAUUGAAGUCAGUGCUAGCAAGAAAAUAACAGAUGCUAAACUCGCUAAAGAUUUUCAAGCGGUCUUGAAGGAGUUUCAAAAGGCUCAGCGGCUUGCAGCUGAGAGGGAGACAGCAUAUACACCUUUUGUUCCCCAAGCAGUUCUUCCUUCUAGUUAUACAGCCAGUGAGAUAGAUGUUUCUACGGAAAAGAGUCCAGAACAGCGAGCUCUCCUUGUGGAAUCUAGAAGACAGGAGGUUUUGCUAUUGGACAAUGGGAUUGCUUUUAAUGAAGCAAUUAUCGAAGAAAGAGAGCAGGGAAUACAAGAAAUACAACAACAAAUUGGUGAAGUGAAUGAAAUUUUUAAGGACCUUGCUGUGCUUGUUCACGAGCAAGGAGCUAUGAUUGAUGAUAUUGGUUCCAACGUUGAGAAUGCUCAUGCUGCAACUGCACAGGGGAGAUCGCAACUUGCUAAAGCUGCAAAGACCCAAAGAUCAAAUUCAUCUCUGACUUGCUUGCUCCUAGUGAUUUUUGGAAUCGUGCUCCUCAUUGUGAUUAUAGUACUUGCAGCCUGAGCUGAAAAUUACUGGGAUAUAGAAAAAGAGCCCUACACUCUGUUCAGUCACAGAAGUGAUUGUUUUGAUUCGAAAAAAGGUGACUGCUGUGAUUCGCAUCGUUUCAAAGGCACCCUGGAGCUCAGUCAUCCUGAUCCUUGGUUCUUCUAGUCAUAGGAGAAGUUGCGUAAUUAGGGAGGUGGGAGACCAAAGGUUUCCAUUCAAUGUAAACCUGGUGCGAUGGUUGCAAGAUGUGUUGCUUCGAUGUAAUGAUGGGUCUGUCAAUAAAAGUUUAUUCUUGUUUGGAGGGGCAACCUCUUCUAUUUGCACUUUGGGUACUCUUAAACCAGUUGACAUUUGACAUUCAAUUCUUUGUUGAUUCUUGUGUGUGAAGCUAUCAUUAAUUUGAUUUGUUGAUUUCCUUG
Molecule: messenger RNA, 1615 nt
Organism: Nicotiana tabacum (common tobacco)
Lineage: Eukaryota; Viridiplantae; Streptophyta; Magnoliopsida; Solanales; Solanaceae
Product: syntaxin-22-like
Biological process (GO): vesicle fusion; vesicle-mediated transport; intracellular protein transport
Cellular component (GO): SNARE complex; membrane; endomembrane system
Molecular function (GO): SNARE binding; SNAP receptor activity
Source: RefSeq, a predicted model, not a curated record